ACAGGAAGCUCACAGAAGGUAUCGACGGUGUACCUUGCCAAGAACGCUCGUUACGACUCUCAGAAAAGAGAGAAGGAGCCUUUUUGCUCACCUGGCACCCGUAUUGAUGUUCUGAGGGAUAUCGACAAGUGGAUUGAGGAUGAAAAUGCCCCGGCUAUCUUCUGGUUGAGCGGACUGGCAGGGGCUGGAAAAUCCACCAUUUCUCGCACAGUGGCUCGGGAUUGUGCCGCAGAAUCGCGGCUGGCUGCUAAUUUCUGCUUCUCGAUGGGAGAUGGCGGUGCUAAUAGUGCGGACCUCUUUGCAACCACCAUUUCCCAUCAGUUGGCUGGAAAUAUGUGGAAUAUGAAGGAACAUCUUGCCUCGGUACGGGCAGGGGAUCAACUUCUGCCUUGUCAGGGAUUGUUGCGGCAGUGGGAAACACUCGUACUUGAGCCGCUCUCUCGUUUCUACCCAGGAUUCUGGACGUCGAUGUUAAUUGUGAUUGAUGGUUUGGACUCCUGCCAGGACGACAAUGAUAUCAGAUUGAUUAUCCGUCUUUUAUCCAAAGUUCAUGAAGCCUCACAUGGAAGAAUGCGUAUCUUACUGACGAGUAGACCUGAAUCGGUCAUUCGGUCAGCGCUUUCCGGUAUCGACCACAGAGAAUUCAGGCUGGAGGAUAAUCAGCGAGGCAUUAUUGACAGCGAUCUUCGUGUGUUUUACUCGGACGAGAUGAAAAACAUCGCGCAAACAGUUGAAGGUCUGAAUGAAGAUUGGCCUGGAGACGAGACCAUCUCCAAGUUAGUCCAAAAGGCGGAGGGUCUUUUCCUCUGGGCUGCCACUGCUUGUCAAUACUUGCGAGAUGGACGGAAGAAAGGUUUCAUCCUCAGACGACUUGAUGAUAUUAUGGAAGGUUGCACUACCAAGGGAAGCCCGCAAGAUAAAGUGAACCAGACAUAUGCCGCUAUUCUAAAGCGCUCAGUCAGCAAUCACUGGACGGAGUCUGAAAUCAGUACACAUAAUGACACUGUCAAUGAUAUCCUCGCCGCGAUGUGUAUCGUUCAAGCCCCAGUUUCAGUGAAAACCAUGGAAAUUCUACUUCCACAAGAUGACAUCGAGGCUACGGUGCGCGACCUGCAGUCCAUUAUCAUGGUGCCUGAUGACGCCGGGAAACCUGUG
Molecule: messenger RNA, 1155 nt
Organism: Aspergillus sclerotioniger CBS 115572
Lineage: Eukaryota; Fungi; Ascomycota; Eurotiomycetes; Eurotiales; Aspergillaceae
Exons: 1
Source: RefSeq, a predicted model, not a curated record